Messenger RNA from Lathyrus sativus (Indian pea), 663 nucleotides. The record is from the annotation of a GenBank genome assembly. NCBI's taxonomy places the organism in Eukaryota, Viridiplantae, Streptophyta, Magnoliopsida, Fabales, Fabaceae.
AUGGUUCAAUCCAAAAAGUUCAGAGGUGUCAGGCAGCGUCAUUGGGGUUCUUGGGUUUCUGAAAUUCGUCAUCCACUUUUGAAGAGAAGGGUGUGGCUGGGAACAUUUGAGACAGCCGAGGAAGCAGCAAGAGCAUAUGAUCAAGCUGCGAUUUUAAUGAGUGGUCGAAAUGCGAAAACGAAUUUCCCGAUAACACAAACUCCGGAAGGUGAUCCGAAGAGCAGUGUAACUACUGAUAAGGACAAGCAUUCGAGUUCUUCGAAGGAUCUAGAAGAAAUCUUGCAUGCCAAGCUUCGGAAAUGUGGGAAGUUACCAUCUCCUUCCAUGACUUGUUUGAGGUUAGACACAGAAAACUCUCACAUUGGUGUGUGGCAAAAACGUGCUGGGAAAUGUUCUGAUUCGAAUUGGGUUAUGACUGUUCAACUUGGAAAAAAUAAGAAUGUGAUUGAAGAUAAUGGUAGCACUAGCACUAGUAUUAAUAGUAGUGUUGUGCAUUCGUCGAUGGUGGCGACCGGAGACGAAAUCAUGCAAGGAGAGAUUGAUGAAGAGGAUAGAAUUGCACUUCAAAUGAUAGAGGAACUUCUGAAUGAUAAGAAUUGUCCUAGCUCUUCAAUUAACAAUGCUAAACAAGGGAGUGAUAUUCAUAACAGCUUUUUUAUUUAA